This is a messenger RNA of Schistocerca piceifrons (Central American locust), 1578 nucleotides long. RefSeq names its product trans-1,2-dihydrobenzene-1,2-diol dehydrogenase-like. The record is from RefSeq and is a predicted model, not a curated record. Gene Ontology annotation, molecular function: nucleotide binding. The transcript is spliced from 6 exons. The coding region runs from base 140 to 1138 and encodes 332 amino acids. Lineage: Eukaryota; Metazoa; Arthropoda; Insecta; Orthoptera; Acrididae.
UGCUCAGUGCUAAUUACAAAGAUAAGCUUAUCAUCACACAGGACAGGACAGAAAGUGUUGUGGACUCCAACGUUGUAAGUCGGCGAAGGACCUUAGGGAAAAUUUAUUGUAUUAUCUGCAAACAACUUUUAUUUUAAGGAUGGCAACAAAAUGGGGAAUUGUAAGUGCUGGUAAAAUCAGUCAUGACUUUGUUGUUGCUUUAAGCACACUCUCCCAGGAAGAACACAAAGUUGUGGCUGUGGCUGCCAGAGAUCUUGAAAGAGCACAGGCCUUUGCAGACCUUCAUAAAAUUCCUUCUGUAUAUGGUUCAUAUGAAGAACUUGCAAAAGAUCCUAAUGUUGAUGUUGUAUACAUUGGAGCUGUCCAUCCGCAGCAUCUUCCUAUUGGAAAGAUGAUGUUGAAUAAUGGGAAGCCUAUACUCUGUGAAAAGCCAUUGACUAUGAAUUUGAAAGAAACAACUGAACUGAUUUCAUUAGCAAGGGAGAAAGGAUUGUUUUUGAUGGAAGCAAUUUGGUCUCGUUGUUUUCCUGCAUAUGACAUGCUGAGAAGGGAAAUGGAAGCAGGGAAUCUGGGUGAAAUCGUCCAGGUUAUUGCUAGUUUUGGCUGUCCAAUAGAAAGUGUUGACCGCAUGAGGUUGAAGGAGCUUGGUGGUGGAACUAUACUUGAUCUAGGAGUUUACUGCCUGCAGCUAGCUGUGCUCGUAUUUGGUCCUGUGAAUCCGACACACAUUGUUGCUUUGGGACAUUUAAAUGAGUUUGGAUGUGAUGAGAGCAUGGCAUGUGUUUUAAAGUAUGAAGGUGGUAAAACAGCAGUUCUGAGCACAAAUGCCCGUGCACUUCUUCCAAAUGAAGCAUAUAUAAUUGGGACUAAAGGGAGUAUAAAAAUACCAAACUUUUGGUGCCCUACAAGUUUGGCAACACCAGAGAAGACAUGUGAUUUCAUACUACCAACAGCAUCAAAGUCAUUUAAUUUUGUAAAUAGUGCAGGUCUACGCUAUGAAGCUAUGGAAGUUCGCCGUUGCUUGAGGGAAGGAUUGCUAGAAAGCCCCAAAAUAACCCAUGCUGAAAGUAAACUGAUUGCUGAAUUGGAAGACAAAUUGAGAAAAGAAAUUGGAGUUACAUAUGAACAAGAUGAGUAGUUGAAGCUUGGUAUUCAUUUGCACACUAUGUUAGCAAAAAGGUGUUAUUUUCAUAAUUACCUGCAUUUUCAGGGAAAACUGGGAGUAAAAUGUACAUAUGUGAGUCUGUGGAUGUUGUGAUAAUGCUUGACAGACUUUCUUGAAUUUUAUUUUUGUGCUUAGCAAUAUUCAUAAAAUAUUGUAGCACUCAGCUGUGUUUUACUCAACCGCCUGUCGGCAUCUUAAAUUCUCAUGGGUUUUAUGUGUAAUAUAUUGGUUAUGCUAUGACUGUAACAAGUAGAGUACUGAUGAGAGGACGUACAGCAUCAAGUCAAAAAUGAAAAAUACAAAUAUGAAAAUAGUAGUGACUAGUUUGCUGUAAAUUAUCUCAUAAGUAACAUUAAAUUCUAGUUUAGUGGAUCUCUAUGAAAAUUUCUAACUCUUUUUUUUUUAAGUAUAUA